Messenger RNA from Stylonychia lemnae, 312 nucleotides. The record is from the annotation of a GenBank genome assembly. NCBI's taxonomy places the organism in Eukaryota, Ciliophora, Spirotrichea, Sporadotrichida, Oxytrichidae.
AUGGAUUUCCAGCGUUUCUCACCCCCAAUGAUGGCUGCAACUGAUGACCGAGUAGUAUUAGAUCUUAGAAACUAAAAGUAUGAAAAUUUAGCUCUAUAAAAUCCUUAAGAUGAGAUGGAUACUGAUCAAUUCAACAUGCAACUUAACAAUCCUGGAGACCAACCGAACCCCGAAAGAGAUUUAAACUUUAUUGCUUUUGACAAUUACCAGUUCUAAGAACAUUUUAAUGGAACUGCAGUUCAAACUUAUUUCCAUAUCAACGAAAAUGCUGAUAUGAUUACUUAAGAUACCAAUCAAGACAAUGCACUCUGA